This is a messenger RNA of Alexandromys fortis (reed vole), 3020 nucleotides long. It is a transcript of the gene Tprn, whose product is annotated as taperin. NCBI's taxonomy places the organism in Eukaryota, Metazoa, Chordata, Mammalia, Rodentia, Cricetidae. Gene Ontology annotation, cellular component: stereocilium base. Gene Ontology annotation, molecular function: phosphatase binding. The coding region runs from base 250 to 2523 and encodes 757 amino acids. The transcript is spliced from 4 exons. Gene Ontology annotation, biological process: auditory receptor cell stereocilium organization; sensory perception of sound; stereocilium maintenance. The record is from RefSeq and is a predicted model, not a curated record.
UUGGCCGGUACCGGUUGUAGUCCAAUAAGGACGCCUUAGGGGGAGGGUGUAAGUGAGUGUCCUCCAAUCAAUUGGGCCGUAUACCUCUCCCAUUGGCGGGCAAGUCUGCCCUUGGGUCAGAGCGCACUUGCCCAAUUGGCGGCUACCAAGGGGGGCGUGGCACGGCGCGGUACUGAGGCAGGUAGCUGAGAGUCUGUCCGGCGGCGAGCUGCAGCCUGUGCAGUCCCGUCCGCGGCUGCGUCGGCAAGCAUGGCCGGCCUAGGGCGGCCGGGCCCGGGGUCGCGCACCGCGAUGCCCGCCUGGAAGCGGGAGAUCCUUGAGCGGAGGCGAGCUAAACUGGCCGCCCUGAGCGGAGGCCCGGGACCCGGAGCGGCGCCGGAGGGACAGAACGAGAAGCUGGUUCUGGCGGAGAGUCUGGGUCCGCUGAGCGAGAACCCCUUCAUGAGACUUGAAUCGGAGCGGCGGCGAGGGGCACGGCCGGCGGAGCAGCUGCUGGAGCUGUACCGUCGCGUGCCGGGCGUGCGUACCAUCCGAGCCGACAACAUCCUCAUCAUCGAGUCCACUCCUGGCUUCCCGCCCGCCUUGCCGCCCGCUGCGGGCAUCCGCGCUGCCGAGGUAGUGGUGUACGAGGCGCCUCAGGAGGCGCCUCAGCCGGGCCGUGUCAGCCGACUGCUGGAGAAGUUCGACUCGCCGUCCUCCCCCCGCAGCCGCGGGAGCCCGGAGCGCUCCCACUCUGGGCUUCCGCAGCUUCCCGUGGCGCCUCCAUCUACUGCCACGCGCGCUCCCACCAAUCGGUCGUUGGCUUCUGCCCCAUCGGUGCGUCCCAGCCAGCCCGCACUCCCUGUUUCGCCUGUUCUCGUUGCCCCGCGCGCGAGUCAGCGCUCCGCCUGUUGCGAGCCCGCGCACCCCGAUGGUACCGCGGGUCCUGGGGCCCGGCGCAGCGACUUCCUACGGAAGACGGGGAGCAACUCCUUCACUGUCCACCCCCGGGGCCUGCCCCGCGGUGCGGUCAAUCACUCGCUUUCUAAUGGACCCGUGACCCAGAAGUUCCCGGCCGGCCCUGUCAAUGGGUUGUCGGGCUCUCCUCCUGUUCCGGGCAAGUGGAAGCCAAAGGUGGAGUCAGGGGGACCCUCCCUCCACUCACCCCCAAGCCCUGGGACCCCAAGUGCCACUCCGGUUGGGCCCCCUGCCAUGCCGGCGCCCAGCCCAACCAGUGCCACCCCCAACCAGCGCCGGUGGGUCUCCUCUGCCACCAGCGCCAAUGACUCCUUCGAAAUAAGGCCAGCCCCCAAGCCAGAUGUGGAAACUAUCCCAGUCGGGGACCUUCAGGCCAGGGCCCUGGCCAACCUCCGUGUUAACUCCCGCAACUCCUUCGUGUUGAUCCCCAAGCGCAAGGCCCUUGGGAACCAUCCUUCGGAGGGGAGGCAGUCAGAGGAGCCAAACCGGGAGGUCGGCUGGGCCUCUCAGAGCCAGGGUCUCAGAGCCCAGCCGGUGUCUACAGUGGAUGGUGCGCCUGUCCUAGAGAGGAGUACCUUGACUGCUGAGAUGCAGUGGGCAGCUAGGGAGGAGGGCUGCCCCCGGACAGCCACCGCUGUCACAGACAGGUCUGUUAGGUGGCCGCAGUCAUCCUCACCACCUCCAUUCCUACCAACCACUGUUGAAGCAGAGCCGACUGAGGGCUUGGUUCCUGGCUUGGCCAAGAAUGGCCAGGAGCCUGGGCGGCCAGGACUUCCAGUCACCUUCAUUGAUGAAGUAGACUCAGAAGAGGAGCCCUCCCAAGAAGCCCAACUGCCCUCCUCAGCAGUUGGUGGGUCCCCCCAGUACCGCCUGCACCUUGCCAGGCCUGGGCACACUGCAGAGCUCCCGAACCGAGGCAGCAACACUUUCAUAGUGGUGCCCAAGAGGAAGCCAGAGACCCUUCAGGAGCCACACUUCAGUCGGGCCAAUGGGCAGUCCCAGCAGCAGGAGACUGAGGAACAGGACGCUGACAGCCUCUCAGGACCCCACCCAGCCCUGGAGAACACCCUUAAGAAACGCUACCCCACUGUACAUGAGAUUGAAGUGAUUGGUGGUUACCUGGCCCUGCAGAAGUCCUGCCUCAUCAAGGCUGGCUCUUCCAGAAAAAAGAUGAAGAUCUCCUUCAAUGACAAGAGCCUGCACACAACAUUUGAAUACCCUUCUGAGAGCUCCCUGGCCCAAGAAGAAGAGGAGGAGGAGGAGGAGGAAGAGGAAGAUGGUGAAGAGGAAGAAGUGGGGCUUGACUCAGAGAAGUCCUUUUCCCUCUUCCUGCCCCGGGCCACAUUUGUAAGCAGUGUGGGACCUGAGAGCCCCCGACUACCAGAUGGCAGCUCAGGCCUGUCCAGCUACACUCCCAAGCAUUCCAUGGCCUUCAGCAAGUGGCAGGAGCAGACACUGGUGCAGGCUCCAAGUGAGGUGGAACUCCCACCAAAGGAGGUCAUGCUCACACCUGCCAGUCAGAAUGAUCUCUCGGACUUCCGCAGCGAGCCAGCCCUCUAUUUCUGACCCCUGGAGCUGCCAGGAUGGCUAAGACUUAGCCCCAGGUGUGGUGGUUCUAGAAGCCAGUCAAUGCCCAGGAGCCCUGACUUUAUUCUGUACCCCUUCCAUCUGGCUCUUCGGGCCUUCCUCUCUCCCUGUCGCCUUCUACCUUUAGGUUUAGGUCUGAAUCUCACUCCCCUUUAGGGGUGCCAAGGAAGAACAGGUGGGAACUGCCUAUGGGACAGGCUGACAUCUGUCCAUAACAUCCCAUCUGUGAUGAGGUAGGGAGCCUGAACAGACCUUGCACCAGAGUGCUGUCUGUCCUGCCUCUUGGCUCCUACCUUCUGGGGAGGGGCCACUGUCAGGAGUGAGAGGCUGUCCUAGCUAUUUGCUCUUUGUUGAAUGAACCCCAAGCUCCUGCCCUUAGUCCAUGAUUCUACUAUGGUGGCACCCUUCAUGAUAGAUGAUAGGGUAUUUUUUUUUUCCUUUCUGAUAUUGGACUCAAUAAACAACACUGUAACAAG